This is a messenger RNA of Xiphophorus hellerii (green swordtail), 1136 nucleotides long. RefSeq names its product gastrula zinc finger protein XlCGF8.2DB-like. The coding region runs from base 1 to 753 and encodes 250 amino acids. Lineage: Eukaryota; Metazoa; Chordata; Actinopteri; Cyprinodontiformes; Poeciliidae. Gene Ontology annotation, biological process: regulation of transcription by RNA polymerase II. The record is from RefSeq and is a predicted model, not a curated record. The transcript has 2 exons. Gene Ontology annotation, molecular function: RNA polymerase II cis-regulatory region sequence-specific DNA binding; DNA-binding transcription factor activity, RNA polymerase II-specific.
AUGACUGAAGAGGUGAUUAAACACCGGUGCGCUGAACCAAGGCCCAUCCCUCCAGAGAAACCUCCGCCUGUAGACGCCAUCUGGUGGAUAAGGGAUGAAACAGCAGCAAAAAGGAAACCCCCCAAAACCCCGAUUCCCAACACCCUGACGGGUGAAAAGCCGUUUACAUGUGUGAACUGUGGAAAAAGUUUUCGUCAAAAAUCUAAUUUAGCUCGGCACAUGAUGAUUCACACAGGUGAAAAGCCGUUUUCAUGCGUGUCCUGUGGGAAAAGUUUUAUUCAAAAACAGCAUUUAACUCAACACAUGAUGAUUCACACUGGUGAGAAGCCGUUUUCAUGUGUGACCUGUCGAAAAAGUUUUAGUGGAAAACGGGAUUUAACUCAGCACAUGAGAAUUCACACUGGUGAAAAGCCUUUUUCAUGUGUGAACUGUGGAAAACGUUUUAGGCAUAAACCGACUUUAACUCAGCACAUGAGAAUUCACACUGGUGAAAAGCCGUUUUCAUGUGUGAAUUGUGGAAAAUGUUUUAUUCAAAAAUUUAUUUUAACUACGCAUAUGAUGAUUCACACUGGUGAAAAGCCGUUUUCAUGUGUGAACUGUGGGAAAAGAUUUUGUCAAAAACAGCUAUUAACUGAGCACAUGAUGAUUCACACUGGUGAAAAGCCGUUUUCAUGUUUGACCUGUGGGAAAAGUUUUAGUCGCAAAUUCAGUUUAUCUCAACAUUUGAGGCGUCACACAGUUGAAAAGCCGUAGAAGUAUUUCUCAUAUAUGUCCUAUGUUGAGGUUCACUAUAGAAUUUAUUUGGUUAAAAACUUGAAUGAAAGACUGGAGGGGUUUCAUGUAUUUAAAGCUCAAAAUUGUUUUAUUUGUUAAGUGUGAUAAUUUGGAUCUUCACCUUUGGAUACUUGUAGAUGUGCAACCAUGACACAUUUUCCUUCAUUGAUGUUUUAUUUUUCUGGCAUAUUCUGUAUCAAAAAACAAUAAUGAUAAACUGUAUGUUAUUGUAUUAACAUGCUGUUUAUGUGAAACUUUAUGUUGUGUGUGUACAACAUGAAGAGCAGAGGACUCAGCACACAGCCCUGAGGAGUGCCAGUACUGAUGCUGAAAGAUGAAGAGGCUUAUUUUCAAUUAUUUGC